AUGUCUUCAACACCAGAUUUCAAGGUUUCUUCUGAAACUGCUCGUGAAUACGAAACAAAAUAUUCUGCUCACAACUACCAUCCAUUACCAGUAGUUUUUUCGAAAGCUGAAGGUGCUCAUGUCUGGGAUCCUGAAGGGAAAGAGUAUUUGGACUUUUUGUCUGCAUAUUCUGCUGUUAACCAAGGUCAUUGUCAUCCCAAGAUUGUUGCUGCAUUGGUUGAUCAAGCCUCGAAAUUGACAUUGUGUUCUCGUGCAUUUUCGUCUGAUGUGUUUGGAGUCUAUGCCAAGUACAUUACCGAGUACUUUAACUAUGAGAUGGUGUUGCCAAUGAAUACUGGUGCUGAAGCAGUUGAGACUGGUUUGAAGUUGGCAAGAAAAUGGGGUUACGACAAGAAAGGCAUUCCAAGUGGCGAGGCUAUAAUUUUGUCUGCUGUCAACAAUUUCCAUGGUAGAACAUUGGGAGUUAUUUCCAUGUCCACUGACCCUGAUGCCACGACCAACUUUGGUCCUUACUUGAAAGGUGUUGGUCCUCAAAUUCCUGGUGAACCAGAGGGCACUUUGUUGAGAUAUGGGGUUAUUGAAGAUGUCGAGAAAGCAUUUGCCAAUGCUGGUGAUAAGAUUGCUGCUAUUUUAUUAGAGCCUAUUCAAGGUGAAGCUGGUAUUGUUGUUCCUCCAGAAGACUACUUGCCAAGAGUUCAAGAAUUGUGUAAGAAGCAUAACGUUUUGUUGAUUUGUGACGAGAUCCAAACUGGUAUUGCCAGAACUGGUAAAAUGUUGUGCUAUGAACAUUCCAAAGGUGUCAAACCAGAUAUUGUCUUGUUAGGAAAGGCUAUUUCUGGAGGGGUUAUGCCAGUGUCUGCGGUUUUAUCGUCGAAAGAAGUAAUGUUGACUUUAGAGCCAGGGUCACAUGGAUCUACUUACGGUGGUAAUCCAUUGGCAUGUAGAGUUGCUAUUGCUGCUUUGGAUGUUGUUAGGGAUGAGAAUUUGGUUGAAAGAGCACAAAAAUUAGGUACAUUAUUGAGAGAAAAAUUAGAAGAGUUGCAAAAGGAAAGCAAUGGAAUGAUUAGCGAAGUAAGAGGCAAAGGGUUAUUAUCCGCCAUUGUUAUAGACGAAUCAAAGACCAAUGGCAGAACUGCCUGGGACUUGUGUUUGUUAAUGAAAAAUCACGGUGUUUUGGCCAAACCAACUCAUGACAAUAUCAUCCGAUUAGCUCCUCCUUUGGUCAUUUCCGAGGAAGACUUGUUGAAAGGUGUUGACAGUAUUAGAAAAUCAUUAAAAGAGUUGCCAAAUGUUGCCAAAACAGAACAUUAG
Candida dubliniensis CD36 is the source of this 1311-nucleotide messenger RNA. It is a transcript of the gene CAR2, whose product is annotated as ornithine-oxo-acid transaminase. The transcript has a single exon. The record is from RefSeq and is a predicted model, not a curated record. Gene Ontology annotation, molecular function: identical protein binding; pyridoxal phosphate binding; L-ornithine transaminase activity. Lineage: Eukaryota; Fungi; Ascomycota; Pichiomycetes; Serinales; Debaryomycetaceae. Gene Ontology annotation, cellular component: cytoplasm. Bases 1 to 1311 code for a protein of 436 amino acids.